UCUCCGGACUGUACGAUGAAAGCCAGACCUCUCUUCAUUUUGCACACCUGCUGCUUUCUGUUCUUUCUUCUGUCGGAUUCAGGGGUUUGUGGCUCUGAAGCCGAGCACAGGCUCUUCUCGGUCAUCUUCUCCAGUUAUAACCAGUACAUCAGACCGGUGGAGAACGUGUCCGAGCCCGUCGUCGUCCAGUUUGAGGUGUCCAUGUCACAGCUGGUCAAAGUGGAUGAGGUGAACCAGAUUAUGGAGACCAACCUUUGGCUGCGACAUAUUUGGAACGAUUAUAAGCUCAGAUGGGAUCCCAAGGACUUUGGAGGUGUUGAGGUCAUCCGUGUGCCGUCCAAGAAAAUUUGGAAACCAGACAUUGUGCUGUACAACAACGCAGUCGGUGAUUUCCAGGUGGACGACAAAACGAAAGCUCUACUGCGCUACAACGGAGACGUCACCUGGAUCCCACCGGCCAUCUUCAAGAGCUCCUGCAAGAUCGACGUCACCUUCUUCCCGUUCGACUACCAGAACUGCACCAUGAAGUUCGGCUCGUGGACCUACGACAAAGCCAAGAUCGACCUGGUGCUCAUCGGCUCCACCAUCAACCUGAAGGAUUUCUGGGAAAGCGGCGAGUGGACGAUCAUCGACGCUCCCGGAUACAAGCACGACAUCAAGUACAACUGCUGCGAGGAGAUCUACACGGACAUCACGUACUCGCUCUACAUCCGCCGGCUGCCGCUCUUCUACACCAUCAACAUGAUCAUUCCCUGCCUGCUCAUCUCCUUCCUCACCGUUCUGGUGUUUUAUCUCCCGUCCGACUGCGGAGAGAAGGUGACCUUGUGCAUUUCUGUUCUCCUCUCCCUCACUGUUUUCCUCUUGGUCAUCACCGAAACCAUCCCGUCCACGUCUCUCGUCAUCCCUCUGAUCGGAGAGUACCUGCUCUUCACCAUGAUAUUUGUGACUCUGUCCAUCGUGAUCACAGUGUUUGUGCUCAAUGUGCAUUACCGCACGCCUAAGACGCACACCAUGCCCGGCUGGGUUCGGAAAGUGUUCCUCGGUCUGCUCCCUCGGGUCAUGUUCAUGAUUCGGCCUGAGAAAGAGCCGGAGAGGAAGAGCAGAUCCUGUGCUCUUCACGCUCCAGGUCUGGUUUCCAGCAAGCAGACGAAUGUUUCGCGCCGGGCUCCUCUGCUGCUGUGCUCCUCUGAGCUCACCAACCUGAGCGAGGCCUCGUCUAAGACGCCGCCUGGCUUUCUGUGUCGAGACGGACGAUGCCUGGGGAAGCAACAAGGCACUAACGUCUCCAGCGCAGGAGCAGAAGACGGAGGGAGUCCGUGCUCCAGCUCUGAGUCUCUGGACGCUGGGUUUCUGUGCAUGUCUCCACAGGUCAGAGACGCCAUAGAGAGCGUCAAGUACAUCGCCCAAAACAUGAGGCUACAGAACGAGGCCAAGGAGGUCCAGGACGACUGGAAGUAUGUGGCGAUGGUGAUUGACCGGAUCUUUCUGUGGGUGUUUGUCCUCGUGUGUAUUCUGGGUACGGCUGGACUCUUCCUGCAGCCGCUGCUGAUGGGCGAGGACAUGUGACGACUUCACAUCCCAACAUUUUCAAGAAGAUUUCUAAGUACCCACCCGACGGCUUACUGUCCUCCUUUGUCAAUUCCUAUUUCCAUCAAAGUCAUGCAACCCGGCUGCAUUAUAUAAGGCUAAAACACAUUUAGCCGAUGACUGGACCGAAUAUUUGGCAUGUAGAUGGAGUAUCAGAGAAGAGUAUUCAAGUGUUGUCUUAAAGGAGUAGUUCACCAAAAAAUGGACAUUUAUUCACCCUUGAGUUGUUUCUUUUCUUUUUUCAUUUUAAAGAAUGAUCACACAGGUCUUUUAUGUGUUUCACAGAAAGCUCCAAAAUGACAAAAAAGCACCAUAAAAGUAGUAUGUACAAACUGCUUUUUUCCCUCAAUGAUAAACAGGCUAUAAUUACAGUUGUUCGCUGAUAAUCUUCCCCUCUAGUCAGCUGUGUAACUCAUGAAUGAAAGAAUCGUACGGUCCAUUCAAGUCCUCGUAAUGAAAAGAGCUGCGUGAAGAUUCUUCAGAAGUUCUGCUUUUGUGUUCCUUCAAAUCUGACUGUCUGUAAACUCACACAUUCCUUCGUGAGAUAUGGCUGCUGUUUAUUGUCACGUAUGAUCAUUAUUUUUUACAUUAAAAAUGAUUUUAAUCUAUCUAAAAACACUUGUCAGGCAUGUUCUUGGGCAAAGUCACAAUCUCCUUGUGUGAGUGUUGUAUACUUUCAGAUAAAAACCACCACCUAGUGGAUACUUUGAGCAAGUCCCUGGUGAAAAGACUAGACGAUUCUUCAGUAAUGGGUCUCUAAAACAGUCAAAGUACUUUUUUCAAACAUGUAAUGGGUGUCCGCUUCUCUGUACAUGUUCACAUGUUCUCAAUGUAUGAUGUAAAACCUCGAUGCACACUUUCAGCUUUCUGAGG
Molecule: messenger RNA, 2460 nt
Organism: Sinocyclocheilus grahami
Lineage: Eukaryota; Metazoa; Chordata; Actinopteri; Cypriniformes; Cyprinidae
Product: neuronal acetylcholine receptor subunit alpha-3-like
Exons: 7
Coding region: 16-1566 (516 amino acids)
Biological process (GO): monoatomic ion transmembrane transport
Cellular component (GO): postsynaptic membrane
Molecular function (GO): transmembrane signaling receptor activity; acetylcholine-gated monoatomic cation-selective channel activity
Source: RefSeq, a predicted model, not a curated record